Molecule: messenger RNA, 330 nt
Organism: Macrosiphum euphorbiae (potato aphid)
Lineage: Eukaryota; Metazoa; Arthropoda; Insecta; Hemiptera; Aphididae
Source: the annotation of a GenBank genome assembly
AUGGAAAAUGGCACGCUACAGACCCAGCCGACAACUCCGGCGCAGCGCCGUUCUUUAUAUGCGUGCGUGCAAUCUCGGUUGCCUAAACGUGCAAAUUUCGGGAUCAAACCGUCGGUAAUGCAUUUACGUUAUAAAUUUAAUAUAAUAUUAUUGUGUUACGAUGACUUAUCCAUCGCCGUCGGGACGAUGCUGAUGAUGACGAUACAAUUGGAUGGACUACAGAAUAGAUUUCACUGCAGUAAACAGUCUCAAUGUCUGUCGAACAAAAAUGUCCAGCCGAGGACGGGUUAUUGUCGUAAUAACAAUCGAGAAUGGUACACAACGGUUUGA